GGGAAAACGAGGGAAAUCUUUUCUUGCACGCACACCUCGGCAUGGUAGUAGGAGAUGAGAAAGCCAAAGACACGUGGGCGCAUGCGGACUGAUAGGAGUUAGAGAUGCCAACCAGCAAGCCAGGGACACUUGAAGAGGAUGGAGACUUAAAAUAUAGAUGGUCUGUACCUUUUUUAACGGAACAUUUUCUAAAGGACAAAUAAUUAAUAUUUCCUCAGCAGGGAGGAGGUGUGGCACCGCCGCGGGUCCGAGCUUUAGCCGGCACAUGGAUGGUUGACUUUUGUGCGAAGAUAAAGAAAGAAAACCAAGAGUCCACGUGAGUUUACAUAGCCUAGGUCACACGUGAUCACCUCAUUCUAUCAAGUCAUUCAUAUCGCCUGUAAGUGGCAGACUUGGCUUGCGCCCUUGUGGAACUCGGGGAGGCAACCAGGUGCGCUCCAUGUUUCAUUUAGGACACACCGGUACCGGCGGUACCUGUGGGACAUAAAAGCGCAGUUGGGACUUGAAAAGCAGCGUUGGGCUGUCGGCCAGUGAUGCCGGACACAUUCACACUCCUAAAGAACCGGACAGAGCCACGGCUGGGGCAGCUCGAGCGCACACUGGCCUCGGAGGGGAGCGCCCGCCCCGCCUGGGUCAUAGCUAUCCUGGCCAGCGUGCUGAUCUUCACCACGGUGGUCGAUGUGCUGGGGAAUCUGCUGGUGAUCAUAUCGGUGUUCAGGAACCGCAAGCUGAGGAACUCGGGCAAUGUGUUUGUGGUGAGUUUGGCAUUUGCUGACCUUGUGGUAGCCUUCUACCCCUACCCCCUGGUUCUCUAUGCUCUCUUCCACGACGGCUGGGCGCUGGGAAACACACAAUGCAUGGUCAGCGGUUUCCUUAUGGGGCUGAGUGUCAUCGGCUCCAUCUUCAACAUCACUGGGAUUGCGGUGAACAGAUACUGCUACAUCUGUCACUCCUUCUCCUACAGUCGGCUGUACAGCUAUCGCAACACUCUGCUGUUUGUUGCCUUAAUCUGGCUGCUCACGGUUGUGGCCAUUGUCCCAAAUUUAUUCGUUGGUUCCCUGCGCUACGACCCGCGGGUCUACUCCUGCACCUUCGCCCAAAAUGUCAGCAGUUCCUACACGGUGGCGGUGGUGGUGGUUCACUUCCUGGUUCCCAUCGCAGUGGUUACCUUCUGUUAUCUUCGCAUCUGGGUGCUUGUGAUUCAGGUGCGGCGUAAAGUGAAGACUGAGGAGAGCCCCCGCCUCAGGCCAAGUGACUUGCGGAAUUUCAUCACCAUGUUUGUGGUCUUUGUGCUGUUUGCCAUCUGCUGGGCCCCGCUCAACCUGAUUGGCUUGGCGGUGGCCAUAGAUCCGUCCCACGUGGCCCCCCGCAUCCCCGAGUGGCUCUUUGUUGUCAGCUACUUCAUGGCCUACUUCAAUAGCUGUCUGAACGCCAUCAUCUAUGGUUUACUCAACAGGAAUUUUAGGAACGAGUACAAACGCAUUGUCACCUCUGUCUGGGUGACCCGGCUCUUUGUGACAGAGACUUCACGAGCCGCCACGGACGGCAGGAGCAUGAAGAGCAAGCAAUCGCCGCCGCCGCCGCACAACAACAACGAGUCGGUCAGAGAUCGCAUAAAUAAAGAAUGAAAUCUGGAUCCUAGAGCCUGUUAAAUGGUAAAUCCUGUUUUUGUAUGUGACAUCCAGACGGUUGUGCAGCUAAAGAGAGUCAAGUAACGCAUGAACCCGGAAGACAUGGCUUGGUUUUUCUAUUGGCUGGGUCAGUCAUGUGGUGCAGGUGGACAUGUUUACAUCUGCGGAUAUGUUUUUAAAGAAAUACAGUAUUUGAAUUAAUAUACUGAGUUCUUGAACGUUUAUCGUUUGAAGGAGUAACUCAACAACUUUGUUAAGUAAGGAUGAUUUCUCUGUCAUCAACAGAGCAAACGCUGUAGAGCUGUUGUUACCUCGUGUGAGAGCGGGAGCCAUGCGUUACGGUUUCAUGUCGUUCUUACUCUAAAAAAAAAAAAAAAAACUUACUCUAAAAACAAUGAAUGGUACAUUAAUAUUACAUGAAAAUGUAAUAUCCUUUAAUGUCUGCUGCUGUAGACUCUUAGACAUAUUUCACACGACUGGGUAACCACUGGUAAACAUACACCUAUGUUUAGUAACUUCAGAAGCCUCAAAAAGUGCAACUCGCCUCACCUAAACGCUACAUUAGUACAAGAGGAGAUGACGUCAGUCUGUGUGUAAUAGAUACGUCUGAUGGGGUUUGACAUGGUGACAGUGAGGUGGUCAGAACUGCACACUAAGCCUAAAGGUGGCCACAGCACAUGACCUCCUGCUGCCUGGUCUGACCCUCUUGCACUGCGAAGAACAAGAAACAAAAUCUUAGUAAUAAUCAUGAAUUGAUUAAUUCAGGAAAUCAAGUGACUGAUAGAUGACACUAGCACCAUACCACAUAAGACCUGUUUUCUUUUUUGGUUUUUUUUGACAGUUUUUGAAAGCCUCAAAACAAAUGCUGCGUGUGAUGUAGCGGGGGGGAGACACACCUACAGUAAAUAUCUACUAUUGCUGCUGUAUCCAUCAGUCAGCGUAUCACCUGCACUGCUCAGCUGCUGCUGCCGUUAUUUAACUUUAUUAUAGUGUAGGUCACGGUGGGCCGCACAUAAAGCCACACUUCAUCCUCAAAUCAGUGAAAACAACAUAAGGAAAAAAUAUCCAGCCUGUUUCCUGGAAGGCUGAAUGUUGAUUUGAUAUUGCACCAGAGGGCGUUACUCUGCGAAAUCCAAAGGAUCUUUACCGUUUAGAUAACAUUCUGCAUUUAACAGUUUAAAUCAUAAUAUCACAGUCAAUAUCAUACAUAAAGUAAUGUUGCCUCCUAGUUUUCUGCUAUAGUAGUGCAACAUGAGUUUUAUACAGAGUGAAAAAAAAGCCAUCUCAACACACUGCACCGCUCUGUGCAGGUGAUUCAUCAGAAAUGUAAAUGUAACACAUAGGGAGGGAAACACUUUCAUAAAUACAAUAUGUAAAAUACAAUAUAUGGAAGCGCAGUUUGUAACCAAAAAUAUAGAAAUUUGAGACAAGGAGAGAGAAUAAAUAUGACCACACUGUAAAGCUACAGUGGCGGACACACUUUGCAUUUAGAGAACAGCUGUGGUGGAGAUAAAGGACGAUUUAGAGGGGCUCGUAUUUUCCAUGAGAUUAACAUUUUCUUUUACUAAUUCAAAGGCUACUCAGCAGUAUAUAAUUCUGUAAUGGGCAUAACACCCACAGUGCAGGACAGUGUGACAGUUAGAAGUCACACAGGGAGAACACAACUCCAUACACUGAUGUCAACAUAUUGAAAAUAAAAUCGUAAUGCAAUAAGUUGUUCAGUGCAGCAGCAGCAUGAAUGACUCUUUAUGCACACGAACACUUUGCUAUGCAACUCAAAACGACAUCCAACAUCAGUUGCAUCUAAAAAUCAUAUGGAGUUAAUUCCAGAUCCAGUCGUCCCUCACCUCAGUGCAUUCACAUUAUAACAAGAUGUCUCAAAUCUCACUGUAAAUGAUGCUGCUCUCCAGACCACGCCAUGACAACAGGGCGAGGGAACGCUUCACGUUUUGGGAUGUUCUGUCUGCACACCGUGUCAGAAAACAUGUGCAGCGAGCAAUAUGGACCAGACACAGGUUGCUCCUCCGUCCUACAUCAUAUGCAGCAGUAGUAGUCUUAUGCAGUCGGCGGCAAUUCUUAUUCUUCGUUUCAGAAAGUUUUAUGCAAAAUUCUUGCUUUUCAUUUCAUAGGUAACAAUUAAUGUUGUUAAUUUUUUUUCUCAUGAAAUACAAAAAAAAUGAUAAUAAAAAUCACUCCCCAGGGGCAGUGGAAAGACACAAACAUUGCACAAGUGUUUGGAGUCGUACUGUCACUUGGUCAGAAGUAAUUUGAUAGGAGAGUGAUGGUGAUUGCCUCUUACCUGGAUAGUGUUAUGAAAGACGUGGACUGAAGGAGGUACAGCUCAUAUCCAUAUUCCCAUCUCAGGGUCUGCCAACCAAACGUUUUGUUGUCUGAAACAUUUGCAGUUCAUCAGCUGUCAUGUAAGGGAGUCUGAAGACAUUUCAAAGGGAUCUUUUGUAAAUUAGUGUCAGUGUGGUUUUUAACUGUGGUAUAUUGUUAUUGGAGAUGUAUUCAAAGUGUGGUUUUUAAAAAAAUAUAUAUAUCUGAAGCUCAAUAACCCCCCCGCACAGUAAACAGUUAUUAUUAUAGGACGAUGCUUAACCUCUCUUUCCAUCAAAUCUACUAAAGCUGCAAAGUGCAUCUAAAACAACCUCUUGCUCAAUUGGCAUGUACAUUGCAUCACUGCAAAUACAUUUGUUUUUCCAGCCUGGAGUGAAGGAAUCAACCUGUAAACGCACAAAUCAAAUAUCCAAGAUAGGUAAAACAGGUUCCUCAUAAUAAAUUUACCGGUAGUUUUAUUAUUUUUAAAAUUUUUUCUCAUAUUCAAAUUCACUUCAAAUUUGUGUGUUGUUAUACAGGGUGAAAAUGUGCAAAGCCAUAGAUCAAGAAUGGUAACAGACGCAAAGCACAAAGUCGUACUGUACUAUAAAUAUUCAUAGGGACAGGACAGAUGCAAGAGCGUUACAAGCAGAGGAGGAAAAUGCAGAGGAAAGUAGACACAGGGAAACAGCAGGAAGUUUUUGUUGAAGAGAUGGGAUUUAGAUAAAUAUCGAGAGCGACUAUGCUGUCAUGACAACAGAGGUGUGGGAAGGUGUUGGGGAAGCAGAGGUGGUGUCCAAAGAACAGCAACAAAAAAAAAAAAAGAGUGAUGUUGUCAUGGUCCGGAGAAAAAACACCUGCUCAAACAUCUGGAGAGUGUUAUAGAUGCACUUGGAGGGAAGUAAAGACAUUUAAACCAAAGAAAUGGGAAUAGCUGAAGGGAGUUAGGCGUACAAACACUUUAUCAAGACAUCACUGGGGGGGGGGGGGGCUUUAAGACACCUUUGGUCUUUUUUCAUUCAGAAGUACUGCCUUAAAAUGAAAACAACAGUGUCAAAUUCUAAAUAUUACGGCAAGUGCCAUAUUUUCUAUUAAAAAGGAACCAACUCAGCAAACCUGGUUUGCAGUCAUACUGCUUUUUCUUAUGUAUUCAGGACAGUCGUGUAUGGAAAGGUUUCUCUCCAGCGCCAAACAGCAGUUCACAUGUAGACCUCAGGCAAGAAACGCAAUUGCUGAAAUAGAAGAACAAAUAUUAUCUUUUUCUCCUUUGUGUUUUCUUUCUUUGUACCCUACAGCAAAAUUAUGUAACUAUGUUCAUUUGUGUUCCCUACGCUCCCCGUCUGCAACCUUACUUUGGACCUACGUCUCCAUGCAACCAAAUAUGAGACAUUGCUUGCCAGCUUAAAGGAUGGGUUCAUUAUUUUCUUUUUUUUAUAAUUAAAAUGCUAUUUCCCAUCAUUUACCUGGUGUAGCAGCACAACUUCACAGCUUUAGUUUUUUAAAACGAAUCUCUCUGUUCAUUAUUUACUCCCACAAAUCCUAUGAUGAAUCUGUUGGCAGUAUUAAAAUACUUUUCUGGAACAGGGUUCAUAAAACACUAUCUAAUCAUUUUCUAACUGAAGUAAAAAACUUGGAUGUGGCCAAAGUUAAUCAAACCUGAUGGAAAGCAUAUGUGAGACAUUCUCUCAUUCUGUAGACAUUCUGCCUGGUUAUACUGUGAGCAUCCUAUUUUUCAAAAAAAAAAAAAAAAAAAAACAUCCCUGUGUUUUACUGCAACGCCGGACUGUGUUGAGCCCAGGUGAGACACUGCAGCCGAGUGCUUUAGGUUGCUUCCCCACAGCAGAAGCGUCUGGUGUGCUUGUGUUUGAUUAUAUGUGAGGCAAAAAAACAUUCUAAGUCAAAAACUAUGAACCGAGGUUUAUUAUCAUAAAGUGUAAAUCAAAAAAAAGAAAAAAGCAACAUAAAUAUAUAUAUAUACUUAUUAACGGUGUAAAUACGAUUUCUGCCUUCAAAAUAAACACACAAGGAAGUAAUCAGUGAAGGUUGUCACGCUGUUUUUCAUUGGAAGAUGAAAGCUAAGGUUUCCAUGCGCUACUAAUCAUUUUAAAUGCUGCACUCAGUGAGAUGACACACUCAAAUCUCUGCAUUGUGUCAUCGGAGUCUCUUCUUACACCCUCCUCAACAUCCAUGCACAUUCUCCUUAAAGAGGAAUUCCCUGAUAUAUCUCCGAGUCUUUUACCAUGUGAUCUCUGUAACAUGAGGGAAGCAGCCACUUUACAUUUGAAAAGGCUUCUAUUGGUUCGAUACUACAAACACAGUCGCUUCAUUUUAGUCAUUUUAACAGAUGUGGUUUGCAAUUACGGGCCAUAGAGCACAAGAUAUAUUCUCCAACCACAGAAACCCGAUGAAAUCAGAAUUAAAGACAUUCUUGGGUGAGUAAAUUCAGACGCCACUACAAUCAAACAACUUUACAUACAGUAAUGUGAUAAUUAAAGCGGCUGCUUAUCAAGGCUUUUGCACAGUGUGAUUUGAAAUGCAACACAGCUCUUCAAUCAGUGUCACUGUCUGCUAUGCAAACACACCCGGCAACCUCAUGAGCAGGUGUAAGAGAGGGAUCAUUUGGAGUGGCCUAACGGUUAAGACGCAAACCAUAUAACGAUAUGAUGUGUACGUCAUACCUCUCAUUAUACUCUCUCCCUACAUUUCCCGUCUCUAACACUGUAAAAGGUCAAAUAUGGGCAAAAUGUUAGGGAAAUAAUUUAAUAACAUUGUCCUCUGCAACAUCCAGUAACUGUAAGCCACAUGCCUGGCACAACAAGAAUAACUUGCCUCAUAUAGUUUUUAUGGGCUGAGCAAUGCAGGCACAUGAUUUACUGUGCAUGUGCCAAACCGCCGCUGUUCACUUCCUUUAUUUGUCAUCCGGACAUACUCGCCAUACAGUACCCAGAUUUUCGGUCAUUAAUGGGUUAUGUAACAGCAUGACAACAUCAGCUCGGAGCUAAAGACAGAAAAGGAUGCUGAACACUGAUCAAAUUAGGCGCACAGUGGAUUCAUCAUUCAUUCACCGAGAUGAAAAUAAUAACGCAGUAGCUAUGCUGUCAUAAUACACUGGCAAACCACAUGAAGAAGUGAAAUGUUAUUAUGUAUGCACUGCCUAUAGCCUACUGUUUACAAGCAAGAAAACAAUCUCCACAUUUAAAACUGUGAUUAUGAAAACAUGACUGAAACAGCUAUCAGAGACAUUUGCAAAGCACAAACCUUUUUUCACCUGAUAAAUAUUUUCACCUAGUAGCCAUGUAAUUGGCUGCAGCUCAUUAGACGCAGGUGGGAUCUGCUGCCCCCCCCCCCCGCAGCCUGAAAUCUUCGAGGCGUAAUUUAAAUCAUAUGUUGGAAAUAUUACGCAAGGUUUCCUGUUAGUGCUGACCUGAUGCUGUUACACAACAUCCAUACAAAGGCUGUGGGAUUCAUAAACAGGGUUUGUAAUUAAAUGUGGCAACUGAGUGUGUAUCUUGAAGUCAUAAACAGCUUUUGUGGAAAAAUAAUUUAAAAAAGAAACUGUAAUGUUUUAUGACCUUUUUUUUGGCGUAAAAGAGGCACCAUUAAACAAAAUAACGAAAAUGUCUUUUUAAGAAACAUGAGCAAGGUCGGAAAUCGGUGGCGUUUAGCCAGAUGACUACUUGUGUCUUGAUAAAUGUCUUCUGUUCCACAGGCUGUGCGAAUGUGCAUGCUUGUCUGAUGUUAUUUAUGACCAAUGAUGUUCAUUGACGAGAUUUCACGUAACAGGCGCCAGGCCACGAUGCCCAGAGGAGGAUCUGAGUAACAUGAACCAAAGGGAAAUCUGUGGAAUGUAAUGGAAUUUAACAAUGAAACACAUCAAAAUGGACUGUGUGUAAAAAAAUAAAAUAGAAUAAAAAAUAAAAAAAGAUAUGCAUUAUGUGUACAGUUCUCCUGAAACAUGAUGUUAUGGAAAAUAAAAUUGAU
Seriola aureovittata is the source of this 7931-nucleotide messenger RNA. It is a transcript of the gene mtnr1bb, whose product is annotated as melatonin receptor 1Bb. The transcript is spliced from 5 exons. Gene Ontology annotation, molecular function: melatonin receptor activity. Gene Ontology annotation, biological process: G protein-coupled receptor signaling pathway. The coding region runs from base 534 to 1628 and encodes 364 amino acids. The record is from RefSeq and is a predicted model, not a curated record. Lineage: Eukaryota; Metazoa; Chordata; Actinopteri; Carangiformes; Carangidae. Gene Ontology annotation, cellular component: membrane.